Suillus subaureus is the source of this 958-nucleotide messenger RNA. RefSeq lists its product as uncharacterized. Bases 243 to 665 code for a protein of 140 amino acids. The transcript is spliced from 4 exons. NCBI's taxonomy places the organism in Eukaryota, Fungi, Basidiomycota, Agaricomycetes, Boletales, Suillaceae. The record is from RefSeq and is a predicted model, not a curated record. Gene Ontology annotation, molecular function: ATP binding; protein serine/threonine kinase activity. Gene Ontology annotation, cellular component: nucleus; cytoplasm. Gene Ontology annotation, biological process: intracellular signal transduction; protein phosphorylation.
ACCAAUACACAGAGGUUGAAAUGUAUGAACUCAUAGGGGAGCCAAAAUUGAUUCCUGUGAUACCACACGAUCACUCAGUACUAAGUGGUUCUCUUCCAAGGUACCUUGUGGCAGCGCCGGAGACCACGCACUAUAUGCCUGAAGAGUUCGCGGAGAUCCUAAAAGACCAACUGACGGUGGAGAUUAUAGAUUUUGGUAAUGCAUUUCGAUUACAGGAUGGGAGGCCUCUUAAGCAUCCAGAUAUGCCGCGUAUCAUCUGCCCCCCUGAGUUGACGUUCUACAAGCUAUCCGAUGGUCAAGUCGAAGAUGAGUGGGGCUUGCCCAGCGACGUUUGGUCGAUGGCCUGCACGAUAUGGGAGAUAGCAUUCUCAGACGUGAUGCUCACAUAUGGCAGCGACAACGAUAACAUGCUUAUCUACGAGACAAUGAAACUCGUUGGCCCAUUACCAGAGCGGUGGAAACCAUACUGGAACUCGAAACCUUUCGAAGACUCUGAUGGCAACUUCACGGUUGAUUCUGACGCAAUAUGGAAGAAAAGAUGUCUUACUGAGAACGACGACGAUACUGACAGUGCGGUCACUGUGCUGCGUGACAUGUUAUGCUGGGAACCAAUGUCCCGUCCUACAGCGGCUGAUUUGCUUCGACAUCCUUGGUUCGCGGCCUAAUCAUCAAGCUGGGCUUACCUUUGCGAAACUUGUAUCUCCAAUCAUCAAUGGUCGUUGAGACAUUACCACUUGGCUCGUUGAUACAAGACCACCAACAAUACGUUCUGAUGUCUAAUUUUUGUCGCUACGUUCAUACAGUCAGAUAAUAACUAUAUUACUCGUAACGCCAUGUAAUAGAUCGACUCGCAAAACAUGGUUCUAAGAAGUGUCUUUGCAGGAAUCUUGAUUCUAUGUAGACAAUUUGAAAUCUGUAUCUGCAUCCUGCAUACAGGAUGUGUUGAGGAGCAUCCGAC